UUUAGGGUAAAAAAAAGAGAGUACUUCUGAAACACAUUUUCUUCAGCCGUUUCAUAGAGACUGCCUUCUUUCCUGGUUUAACAAAACCCACCCACCUGACAAAGUGAAUCCAAUUUCACCAUUACUUUUCCUUAUCGUUCGGCCAGAACAGGGUCCUCUACCCACGACGCUACUUUGGUCUCACCUCCUCUUUCUAUCUCUAGAUGAUACACUGCAUUUCCCCAACCAAAUUUUCUCCGUUUUCAGUUUACUCAUUUUCAUUGUCCGCAACAGGAUCAACACUUUCUCUAUUUUGGGCUUCAUUGUGGAAAUUACCUCACUCUACACGACACAGAAUCCACAAUCCCCAUACCUGCAAAGACUCACGCAGGUCGCUUCACCAUAUUCUCAGGCCAAGCAGAAUCCACACAAUAUCUCGCUAGCGCCACUGCUCGCUUAGCUCCUCUCACUCUUAUCACAAGCAGGGUCUCAUAUUAAUCUAACUUUGCAGCACCUUCCGUCCCUACAGUUCCAUUUCGGCCAACUGAUUCCUCCCUUCUCUCGUUUGAAAUUCAGAAUAACGUGGGCAUUACAAGUCAUUUGUUUGCAAAGGGUGAACGAGAGUCAUUAUAAUGGCAUCUUCAAGCCCGUCGGCCCAUGAAACCUCACUAAAGGAACAGAAUCUCCAAUGAUGGAAUGAACUAAUUUGGAUCACAGAAUCUUAACAGGCCAUUGAAGGAACUAUUAAUGUUGAUAUUGGGGCAUCUCAUCCAUUUGAUGGCCCAAAGAGUGAGAUAAGACCAGUGAACCUAGCAAGUCUAACCAGUUGUUGGGAUAUGCUUUCGAAGUAUUCACAAGUAGCAUUUGAGGCCAAUUAUGGGAAGAUUGCAACUAUUUUAAAGGUCAGAAUUCAUGAUACAGCUUUGAAGGCAGUGAUUUCUCUAUGGAUUCCCAGAUAUAGUCUUGUCCUUUAAUGACAUUGAUACAACCCCUGCCAUAGAGGAAUAUCAGACACUACUCCAAAUUCCUUAUAAAGCUCCAAAUUUGGUCUAUUUGCAUUUGGAUAACAAGAGAACUUGGAAGCAAUUUGCUUAUGUAAUGGAUAUUCCAUCCCAAGCAGUGAAAGAAAGGGAAGCUAAUAGGUGUGAAUCCCAUGGAUGGUCUUGGAAAUAUAUGGAGCAAAUCUUUCAGGAUCACAUGGAGAAAGGAAAGUUCGAAUCAGCAAUGAAGGUCUUAGCUUUGGGUAUUUAUGGAUUAAUUCUGCUUUCAGGACCGCGCGAUAGGUUCAGCCAUACUGUAUUAAAAUUAUUUCACAGCAUGGAAGUUCAUAAAAUAAACCCCAUUCCAGCCAUCCUUGGAAAGACCUUGUUAACGUUAUCUUACUGCCGAACAAAAGGAAAUGGUAGUUUGAAUGGAUGUUGUCAGUUGUUGUAUCUAUGGUUGCUGAGUCACAUUUUGCCGCAAGAGACAAGGACAUUAACUUGGUUUUCUGACCAAUCAAUUAUUGAUAAUAUGGUACAACUAAGCCUGAAGCAAGAAGACCAGGAUGAAAACAAGUGGAUAGAAAGGAUUUUGAGUUUUAACAGCACAAUUUAUUGUCGGAAGAAGUUGUGGCGCUCAAAUGAACCAUGUAUGUUCAAAACUAACAAUUUUCAAUUUAUGCCCUUGAUGGGAGUUACCGGAUGUAGUGGCUACUCAACUGCGUUGGUUAUGCGUCAAUUUGUUUCAACUCAGUUCAUUCCUCAAACGAAAGGGUUUUCUGAAAUGCAUUUUUAUUAUAAGGAAGAGGGAAAGAAAGAUGAGCUAAAAAAGAUACAUCAAUCAUGGGAAAAAGUCAUCCUAAACGGCGAAACUAGAGGGCCCAGCAUAACAGAAGGUUAUCCCAUGCAGAGGAAAAAGAGAGAUAUAGGAUAUGAUGUUCCUAGUUUGAUGGGUCCUGAGAAUAAAACUCCCCGUGAAAACAUUGUUGAAGAUUAUUUUGAGGAAGUCAAAGCCAGACAAGAUGUUUAUUUUCAAAAAUUAGAUCAUGAAAACCAAUAGUUGCAGGAUCAAAUUAAGCAACUAAAGGCAGAAAGAGAUAAAUUAAUACAAGAUUCCCAGCAAGCUAGAAAGAAUGUAAAGAAAGAGGUUUAGAGAUGAAAUGUGGGCAAUCAAAACGGAAUACAAAGAAGGUAAAUGUCAGUGGGAGAGAGGGAAAUCAGUUCUUCAAAGGAAAGUAAAAGAAGCUGGGUUACAGAAUAACAUGUUGUAAGAAGAACUUAAUCAUCAAAUGAUGUUAGUGGACAAAUAUAAACAUGAACUGCAUGAGAAACAGAUUAAAUAUGAUGGACAAUCUCAGUUGAUCGCUGACAGUUUGAAAGAAUGUGCCUAAGAAAAAGCUGAAAAAGAGCAUCACGCCUGACGCCACUAUCUAGAACUAAAGGAGAAUGUAGAUAGAGGAGAGGUUGUAUGAAUAUUUGAAGAAGUGCCAUAGGAUCUUGCAAAGUCUCCCAGAGCCUAGGCCUUAGCUUGCUUUUCUUUAUUUCCAAAUUAUGAGCAACUAAAGUGAUGAUUAUUAAUACAAUGGAAUUUCAAGCUUUUGCUCUAA
Hevea brasiliensis (rubber tree) is the source of this 2566-nucleotide messenger RNA. RefSeq lists its product as uncharacterized. The record is from RefSeq and is a predicted model, not a curated record. The transcript is spliced from 2 exons. Bases 1078 to 2019 code for a protein of 313 amino acids. NCBI's taxonomy places the organism in Eukaryota, Viridiplantae, Streptophyta, Magnoliopsida, Malpighiales, Euphorbiaceae.